Messenger RNA from Phaeoacremonium minimum UCRPA7, 1653 nucleotides. RefSeq names its product putative penicillin-binding protein. The transcript has a single exon. NCBI's taxonomy places the organism in Eukaryota, Fungi, Ascomycota, Sordariomycetes, Togniniales, Togniniaceae. The record is from RefSeq and is a predicted model, not a curated record. The coding region runs from base 1 to 1653 and encodes 550 amino acids.
AUGCUGGCGAUGCGAUGGUUGUGUGGAGGAUUCUUGUUUGCGGUCGGCACCGUGGCAGCGCUGAACGAUGCGCCACAGCGCCCCUUGGCAGGAGGUUCGAACGCUGAACGGCGGCCAAGAACAUUCGAUGCAGCGUUCACGGAGUACCUGGAGAAGAUCGCCGAGCACUAUCACAUCUCGAGCCUUGUGGCUGCCAUGGUCGAUGGCGAGGAGACGUUCUUGAAAGCCUGGGGAACUGCGAUUUUGCCCGAUGUUCCAACGACGGAGGAUACGCUGUAUUACGUGGGCUCGACCACCAAGUCAUUCACAGCAACGUCGCUGCUGGCGGUCCUGGAUGAUCUGCAGCACCAAGAGUCGAGGUCUGAACCGGUCACACUGCAGACGCGCAUCUCAUCCAUCAUCCCAGAUGACUUCGUUUUGCCUGACACAUACGCGACCGCCCACGCCACAAUUGAGGACGCUCUUGCGCACCGCCUAGGCUUCAUCGGCCAUGACCUGUGCUACGGCGGGCCCAACUACACCGUCCGGGAUGUUGUCCGCGCGCUUCGACAUCUGCCAAUGGCCGAGGAACUGCGCGCCAAAUUUCAGUAUCUCAACAUCGGGUACAUGAUCGUGCAGCACGUGGUCGAAACCCUCACAGGCAAAUUCAUCGGCGAUGUUCACAAGGAACGUAUAUGGGACCCCCUGGGGAUGGACUCCACCUUCAUCACUCUCGACGACGCGCUGGCAUCAGAGAAGCCGUUUGCCCAUGGGUACUCCUGGAACCCGUUCAACAAGACGCAGGGUCAUCAGCCGUGGACGGACACGACACUCGUCGGUGGAGGCGGUAUCAUCACCUCGAUCAAGGACUUCGGAAAGUAUCUACAUGCACUCGUACACCGGAAAUUGCCGCUGCCGGGUGACCUACAAGACGAGCUCUUCAAGCCGCGGAUGAUAGUGGGGAGCAAGGGCGUCUCUGAUCAUAUGAGUGAUAUGCUCUACGGUCUAGGGUGGGAUGUUACCAGCUAUCGCGGGCACCGCCUGAUUCAGCACUCGGGGGAGAUUAGCGGCUUCUCGUCGAACAUCGUCUUCCUCCCGGAGAAGAAGUUUGGCCUGGCGAUGAUGAUCAACGCUGACGACAACGGGGGCAUCGCAAAUAACGUGUUGUGUUUGUAUCUGCUUGAACGGUUUCUGGAAAUCCCAGAGGAAGACUGGGAGGACAUCGUUCCGCACUGGGACGAGGUUGAAAGGGCGAAACUCGACUUCUUUCUCCACGCCAGAGACAUCCUUUAUCCUGGCGUUCCAAGCCCACCGAUCCCGCCGUCAUUGCCGCUGGGGGAGUAUGCUGGAACGUACUCCCAUCCUGCGUACCGAGAGAUUACCCUCGAAUUGCGCGAGCCGCGUGCGGGACUUCCUCUCGCAAAGCAUACGAAAGAAGUCCUCCACACUGACAUACGCCGCCUUGUGAAUGUGACAGUUGACUUGGAACAUGUUUCAGGCGAGUUCUUCGCGGCUUGGACGGACUUGGAAGUCACGGCGCCCUUUGUCAGAGGUGCCGUCCCUGCACAGUUCGAAAUUGGGAGUGACGGAAAAGUCCAGAAGAUGGGUCUUCAGUUUGAGAUAGGCCAUCAGUCUCAAGAUAAGGAAUCUUUGGUUUGGUUUGAUAAGCUUUGA